AUGUUUGGCAAUAGUCAUNGUUGGGGUGAUGACACGAAAACUGUUGUUCGACAAGAAGGGGAAUUGAAAAUCGAAGAUUUUGUUGAAUUUGAAGAAACUGAACCGACUGUUGUCGAAGAAAUACUCUACGAACUUGUUUACUCUGGUGAUAACUUGAAAACCUGCCGUCAAAUUCAUCGUUCUCGUUCCGAAUCGCGAAACUUUCGCAAAAUUAAAAAACGCCGCACUAAACGAAAAGUUCAUCCGAAUGACGAUUCAUCUUACAUAACUUCACAAGCAACAUCGAGAGAUACAAGCGGUACACGUUCACCAUACUACAAUGAUGGUCAAUACAGUCCUGAUCGUUCAUCCACACCCACCCAAUCAGUUUUGUCAACAUCCUGGCAAUCGACAGGAUUUACAUCAACAGACAAAUCAAAUGAACUACCUUUUCGCAGUCAAUCUCAUGAAGGCAAUUAUGUUAAUAAAGUCCCAGUGAAUGAAUAUCAAACAUAUCCACGUACAACAAUCACGCAGAACAAUAUACAAUAUGAAACAUUCGAAACAGACAAUAAUGAUAAACAAAAGAUCCACCUGGUUGAUGAAAUGCGAUAUAUAUCAAAUCAAAUUGAUACGUUAAUUACAGCUGAUGAUGAUGAUGGUUUAAUUGAAAAUGACAAAUACACGCCUAUCAUUAGUGAAAAGCGAGGAAUCACUCAAAUAACACUUGCACCGACAACUGCCGAUCGAACUGAUGACAGUGUGCAACUUGAUCUACAUUCAUUCGAUACAAAUGAACUUCUACCGUCAAAAGGAAACGAUCAAUUUAGAACAACUUCUCUAUCAACAGACGACAAAGAACAAUCAAGGAUAAACAUUAUCGAGCAAACAUCUCUACCGAAAGAAACCAGUCGCCAACAAAUUUAUUUAACUGGUAAUGAAAAACAAAUCAAUGACAUAAUUUCAACGAAAUAUGAUGAAUCGGAAAAGGAGGAUGAGGACCUAUCAAGUACAACUGGACCGACCGUACAAGAAAAUGAAAAAGAUGGACAAAGAACGGGAAAAGAUACUGAUGAGGACGCUUCUUUUUCCGAAGGUGAACAAUUCUCAUUGAACUCUGCCAAGUCAGAUACACAUCAACAGGCACAACAUACGAUAACUGAUCAAUUUCAUGCAUCACCUCUAACUUCAUCAGCAAUAAUUAAAGAUGAAAACAAAACUAUUGAUGAAACAAAACAGUACCUCAUCGAUGAACUCAAUGACAUCGAAUCUCAAUUGAAAUCCCUUGAAUCCGAAGAAGAACAACUACGAAAUGUUCUCGAUCGAAAGGAUACGGAAGAGCUGUUUCCUAGCGAUGAUCAGUCGGAAUCUGUUGAAACUUUUUCAUCGAAUGUACCUGAAAAGACCGUAUUGUCAGUGACAAUCGAUGAUGACGACAGCAAUGAAUCAAUUCAAGAGAGUGAAGAAGAUCUUCGGCCAUUUUUGAACUCUUUAACAGCUCAUCUAAUGCCAGAAUUACCAAGAGUAUUCGAAGACGAAACCGAAGAUGAACUCUCGUUCACAUCGGAAUCGAAAUCAUUCGAAGAGCCGACUUCUCAAGAAGAUCACGCCACUACUUCAGAAGUACAACAAACUAAAGAGAAGUCUCAUCAGCAUAUUUCAUCAGAACAAAUUGAAACAAAAACUCAAGAUAAUCUACCGAAAGAUCAAACAAUAUCUGACAGAGAUGAAGCCAAACAAGAACAGAAAGAACAUGGCAUAGUUUCGGAUAUUCAAGAAGAUCUCUUGGAUCAACACGUACCAACAACGAAAGAAACAGCACAUUCGAUUGAUUCUUCAGUUGAUAUUAUUCAAGAACUCAUAACAACUGAUAAAAUAUCUCAAGAUCAGAACGAACAAGAAACAAUUUCUCUAACCUCUUCCACUCCAUUGCAAUCAAGACAAUUAACAUUUGAAGAGACACAUGAGGUGACAGACGAACAAUCGAGCAAUGUUGAUUCUCUUACUGAUAUUGUUCGGCAAGCAAACACUCAACCUUCGAACGAAGAGGAAGAUAAAUUACCAUCUGUCGAUGCUGGUGCUGACCGUACGCAACCUGUUAGCACAUCUGAGCAGAAACAGCAGGAAUUAGGUUCCAGUAUCUCAUAUACUGCUAAUGAAACUGGUGAAAGAAGAACAUCUAUCGAUCGUCAAGGACGAUCACUUGAGCUGCAAUCAUCAAAAGUAUCUGAUGAACAAUUAUCAUCAGAUUCUCUCGUCGAUAUUGUUCGUCAGAUUCGUACAAUACCCCAAAUCACUCGUCUUCCAUUUACUGAUACGAAAUUAGCAACGACUGACCUCACUGAAUACGAAAUUGAAAAGCCGUCCGUUGAUUAUCAUAUCGAUAUCAUAGAAACAAACGAAAGCAUUCCACAUGAACCGGUGACAAUAACUGAAGAACGUCUAUUAUCUACAGCAAAUGAACGAGCUCCUGUCACAGAGACUCGAUCUGAAUCAACUCCUCAAGAUACGGUGCAAGAAGCUCAAACUGAACGUCUUUCAUCUGAACCUGAACCUACCGCAGGUGAAGAACACUCUACGACACCGUUGGCUACGCAAAUCAAUUUACGCGAUUCAAUAACAGAAACUCCUGUGUUUACAGAAAAACAAGCAUUGAAUGAAUCAUUUGAUAAAAGUGUUGAUGAAAACAUCGACAAACAACAAGUGUUGCCCGGUCAACAAGCUACGCACAGUUCUAAUCUUUCAAUAACAGAAAAACAUUUUACUGAUGAAUUCGUCACAGACGCUAUUCCAAUUAGUACGCAAUUCGUGGAACAAACAGCACAUGACAUUCGUCGAUCAUCGGUUCAAGAACAAAACAAAGAAGAUGUAGCUGAACAAUUGUCAGCUAAUGCUAUUACUGGAGCCAUCGAAGAUAUUCAUGUUACUCCAUCGCCGGUUGAACGAUCAGAAGAUAAAAUCAAGCCCGAUUUGUCCACGUCAACGACCGUAUUAGAAGAGAAACCAUUAGAAAAGCCCAGUGAAGUUGAAGUAAUUGCAGAUAAUGAAAGCCAGUCAAAAACACAAAUAACAUCUGAUUUACAAGCGCCAGCAACAGAAGAUAUUGACACGGAAAAAGUACAAAUUAUCGAGUCAACAACUUCCACAGCGAUUACUGAUGUUCGACCCAAGCAUGAAGAGGCUGUCGCUGACCAACUAUCAUCAGAAGCUUUGGCUGAUGUUGUUCGUCAAAUUCAUGCAACACCACUUGCUACUCGGCGUACGGUGACGCAAACCAGUGAGACAAAACACGAGGAUUACGUAACAUCUGCCGAUUCGACUAUACCAACGAAUGAAAAAGAACUUACAUUGACUACAUCCGAAAUCGCACAGAAUGACAUUGAGUCUGUUGAAACACCAUUGCAUCAAGGCAAAGAAAACGAAAAUGAAGCUGAUCGUCUCUCAUCUGAUGUGUUAGCUAAUGUAGAAUGUGAAGUUCUCGCUCCAUCUCCAGCGUCCGAACAACAAACUCAACAGUCAGAAGAAAAUAAACAACAAGAAACCGAAGCUCAACGUCUAUCAACAGAAACAUUGACAACCGUUGUUCAUGAACUUCUUAGUGCACCAGCAAUCAGCCAAUCUUCUUCAAUCGAACACGAAGUCGAAAAGAUAACUUCUCAAGACGAUUCGACCAAGUCAAAUAUCCCGUCGAAAGACACUUUUGAACUUCAAUCCACUCCAGAACAACAAAUUGUGUCAGCUAAAGAUACGUCUGCAACUGGCCAACAUGAGCUCGAACAAAAUUUGAUGGAUGUAUCCAAAGAUGUUGAUACUAGUUCAACAUCGUUAUCUUAUCAAACACCGACACAAGAAACAAGAUUCAAACAAGUGACCGAAGAAAUUACAACAGAUGUAACGCCUCAUGUGAUUGAAACUGGCAAAGACAUUAGUGAACAAGAAUCCGCACCAGAAAUUGUUGCCGAAAAUCUAUCAACGAAAGUUCUGACUGAAGUUGUUCGUGAGGUGCUCACCAAACCGUCAGAUACUCGUGUUCCAGAAGUGAAAGAACAAUCACAGAUUAUCACAGAGCAAGCACCGUCAAGUGAAGACCAACAACAACCUGGAAAAGUAUCUGACGAAGCUGAACGAUUAACAUCCGAAGCUUUAAUUGGUGCUGUUGAAGAAAUACGUUCAACUAUACAAGACGAAACACACAAGUCUGCUACAACAACUGAAGUGAGUCGUGCUCUUGCUGAUGAACAAGCCGAACAGAAAGAAGCUGAUCAUCUACCUACACAAGCCUUAACUGAUGUCGCACAAGAAAUACUUGCCGCAACAGCCUCUGCUAAUGCGCCAUCAGAAGUUGAAAAAGUACGAUCAAGUGAUCAAUUGACAGAAGCUGCAGCAGAAAAUGUAACAACGGAUGUGCUAACUGAAGUUGUGCGUGAAAUGCUGGCCAGUCCAGUUUCUGUUCGUACAUCAUCUAUUGCAAAAGAAACAACCGUCUAUGACGAGAUACCUAGUGAAGAAGUAAUGAAUAAAUCUGCAGGGGCAACAACAUCGGCUGUACCAACAGAACAAGGCGUAACAGUUCCCGAAGAAGUAAAACAAUUGCCAGCGACUACUGAAGAAAUUCGUUCCAGCACAGAUGAACAAACACAAAAGCCUCAUACGAUCACAACCAUCACUGAAACAACAACUGAAACUACUGCUGACGAUAGUCGUCCACUUUCUGAUGAGAAAAUCGACCAUCGACCUAUACAAGCAUUGACCGAGACUGUGAAAGAAACACAUGUCACACUCGCCCCCGUUGGUAUACCAUCACAAGAAACUAUAGCAGAGAAGAAAGCUCAACCUAGCGAAGCCGUCGAAAUGUCAUCGUCACCGACAGUCACUUCCACUGCAGAAGAAGAAACUGCAGCAGGAAAUGUAACAACAGAUGUGUUAACAGAAGUUGUUCAUGAAAUGCUUGCCAGCUUACCUUCUCCUCGUUCAGCGUCAGAUGUCCCUGUGUCAGAAGUGGCUGCCGUUAUCGAAGAAGUAAAAGAAUCCUCCACCGAACCAUCACAGACAACUAUGGAACUUGUUAAGCCAAGUGAAAUUCCAUCAAAAGCACCGAUCAAUCUUGUUCAAGAGAUUCGCUCAUUUCCAAACGACACCAUCAACCAAAUCGAAACUGAUCAUUCAGCUGGAGAAUCUGUAAUCGAAUCGAUUGAAAAGACGCUCUCUGAAGAUCAGAAACCAGUUGAAGAAUCGACAUCGAAUGAAGGUCUCACUAAAAUCGUUCAAGAAGUACUCACCAAACCAUCGGACAUUCGUACAUCAAAGGAGACUAUUGUCAUCGAGGAAGCAGAACAAGUUGAAGCGGAACGGUUAACAUCAGAAGCGUUGACGGAUGCUGUUGAAGAAGCUCGUUCGAGCACAGAAGUACCGACACAAAAAUCUGAUACAACCACGGUUAUUACUGAAACAGCGGUAUCAUCCGAAGAGACCCGUCUACCUACCGACGAAAGAAUCAAUGAUCACGAGACGGAUCGUCCAACUGGCGAAAUACAAGCUGAAGCGCUCCAGGAGGCUGUUGCAAUACCGAAAGCUACAGAUUUUCCGUCAGAAGAUAUUGUACUCCAAACAGAAAGUGUAAUGGCCGCCGAAGAAAAACCGCCAUCGGCACAGGCAACCACAAGUAUGGCGAAAGAUCAUCAGUUAUUGUCAAAUGAUCAAACAAAAGAGCCUGAACCUGAAAUCCCACCAUCAGAAGCAUUAGCAGAAGUAGUACAACAAAUGCUUGCUACACCACUUUCAAUGCCCCUGUUAGCCACAGCAAUCGAACAGCAAAAAUCAGUUGAACAGAUAUCAGAGAAAGUCACCGAAGAAAUGGCAACUUCUCCAGCUAUUGUCAGGACAUCAGAGACUUCUACACUAGCGUCGACCGCUUCACCAGAAGAACAGACAACUGCUAGGGAAAUAAAACAAGAUGAAACCAUAUCUAAUGUAGGAAGAACUGAAGAAGUUGAAGCGGAACAAUUAUUAUCGACAACUUUAACUGAAGCUAUUGAAGAAAUACGUCUAGCCACCGAAGAAUCAAAAAUAAAACCUGAAACGAUCACAAUUACCACUGAAACGAAGACAACUACUACGACUGAAGAGAGUGGUCCUCUUGUCGAUGAGCAACUUGUACAGAAAGAAACUGAUCAUUCAUCUACACAAGCAUUAACCAACGUCGUAAAAGAAAUACUUGCUACACCCUCUUCUGCAGAAGUAAGCACUUCUGCUACAGCAGAUGAAAAAGUAGUUGAUGAAAUACCAGAGAAAUCUACAGAAGAAACGGCAUCGACAGAAGUUCUGGCCAGUAUAGUUCGUGAUGCGCUCACGAAGCCAUCGCUUGUACCCACACAACAAGAUACAAUAAUCAUUGAACCAUCAGACACCACCAUUGAACGAAUAACGUCGAGUGAAGAACAACAGCAACGACAACAACCUGAAACAGCAGUAACAACAGAAAAGACAUUUGAUGAAUACAAAGCUCAAGAAGUCGAAGCCGAGCGGCUAUCAUCAGAGGCAUUAACUGAUGUUGUCACAGAAAUUCGUUCUAUCGCUGCACAAAAACUACAAAAACCUCGCGCACCUGCCAUCAUCGCGAAAACAACUACAACAACAACAGCAAAAACAUCUGCAGAGACUGUUCCACUGCCAUCUGAGACAAUCAAUGAGAAAACUGAUCGAUUGACCACAGAUGCAAUACGCGUUGCUGUGCAAGAGGCUGCUGAUCUUUCAUCAGCAGAUUCGACUGCAGACAAAACAACGAUUGCUAUUGAAGAAAUGGAAAUAACAUCACCUCAAACGGGCACUUCCACUACAGGAGACCGUCAGCCGUUAUCAGAUAAUCUUGUAGAAGAAGCCGAAAAUGAAACUCGAUCAACAGCAGUUCUCACUGAGGUCCUUCGUGAAAUGCUUGCCAGUCCGCUUUCUGCGCCUAAGCCAUCGAUUACGCUAGAGCCAACUGCUCAAGAUGAAAAACCAGCAGAAGAAGUACUCAAAACACAUACUGAAACAACAACAUCUACCGACACUCUCACAGAUUUAGUCCGCGAUGCACUUCAAAAUACGUCAGAUUCUCUUCUUCCGCCAGCGACUACCACGACAGAACAGCAGAUCGUUGUUGCCGAAGAGAGAAGACAGUCAUUCACCGAACCGUCACAGACAACUAUGGAACUUGUUAAGCCAAGUGAAAUUCCAUCAGAAGCACCGAUCAAUCUUGUUCAAGAGAUUCGCUCAUUUCCAAACGACACCAUCAACCAAAUCGAAACUGAUCAUUCAGCUGGAGAAUCUGUAAUCGAAUCGAUUGAAAAGGCACUCGCUACGCCGACAGAUGUUGACGUACCAUCACAAGACACUCCAGCCGAUAAGAAAACUGAAGUUGUUGAUGAAAUCCUGGAAAGUUCACCAUCCAAUGCCUCGACACCUGCUGCAAAAGAGACACUCUCUGAAGAUCAGAAACCGGUUGAAGAAUCGACAUCGAGUGAAGGUCUCACUAAAAUCGUUCAAGAGGUACUCACCAAACCAUCGGACAUUCGUACAUCAAAGGAGACUAUUGUCAUCGAGGAAGCAGAACAAGUUGAAGCGGAACGGUUAACAUCAGAAGCGUUGACGGAUGCUGUUGAAGAAGCUCGUUCGAGCACAGAAGUACCGACACAAAAAUCUGAUACAACAACUGAAGAGAGCCAUGUUCUUGCUAAUGAAAGCAUGGGAUACAAGGAAGCUGAUGAUCAACAUACUCAAUCACUAACUAGUGUCGUUCAAGAAAUACUUGCCACACCGCUGUCUGUCGCUCUGUCAUCAGAAGAUUCUACAACAGAAAAGAGAAAUGAAGUUACCGAAACCUCACCUACAGAAGCCGUCGCUAGUACCACAGAAGAUGAAAAGGUACCAUCAAACGAUCAGAUGAUAAGAAGCGCAGCAGAGAAUGUAGUAACAGAAGCACUAGCUGAAGUUAUUCGGGAGAUGCGUGCUAGUUCACCUUCUACUCUUUCAACAUCUGCUCCAAAAGAGACAACCAGUGAAAAUCAAGAGCCAAUCGAAGAAAUGAGACAGACGGCUACAGCCGUUUCUGAACCACUAUCAGUUGCUUCCAUAGAAGACGAAGCAACGGUGAUAGAAGAAGAGAAACUACUAUCUGCCGAACCAUCACAUACAACUGUUGAGGAGGUGAGAUCAAAUGAAGAAGCACAAGAACACUCUGAAAAGGUAUCUGACAAAGUCAAAGCACAAGAAGCUGAACGUUUAUCAUCGGAAGUAUUGGCCAGUGCUAUUGACGAGAUCCGUUUCACCGCAGAAGAACCAACAACAACCAUCGAAGAGGAUCGUUCAUUUGCAGAUGAUACAAUGAAAGAAAAUGAAGCUGAACGUUUGAUUGAAGAAGCAAUAACUGAUGCUGCUCAAGAGAUUCUAGCUGCCUCGUCAUCGAAUGAUCUUCCAUCGACUGAGACUAGGGCAGGAACUGAAACGUCAUCGCCAAAAACAGUCACUGCCGCCAAAGAUGAUGAACAAGCACCAUCACGUGAUCAGUUCAAUGAAAUCCAAGCGGAGAAUCUAUCAUGGGAAGCGUUAACAGGUGUAGUCAAUGAAAUACUCGCCACGUCACCCGCCGCUGUGGUUCAAAAGAUCGAUUCUACCAGUCAGAAAGUAGAAACAACAUCGUCAACAUCAGAACAAAAGCUUGAUACACAAACGGAUGAGGCUGAAUCUUUAGAGAAACGUUCAUCUACUGAAGAAACAUCGCAGAAAGAUAAACCUACAGAAGUCGAAACUGUUCGUGAAUAUCAGACUACAACACAGAGUGAUUCUCUUCCAUUGGUGCCUGAAGCGGCAGUGGACACUAGUGAAAUCGAGCAUUCAAAGGAACUGCCAACAUCUGACACUCCUAUACGAAUUCGUCAGCAGACUAAGGCGAUGACACCACCGACAGUUAUCAUUACAAGCGACGACGAUGUGGAAAUCUCGGACGUCACCGGUGAAAUAUCUCAACCAACGGAGCUAUCGUCUAUUAUCGAAACUAACGAAGAAACAACACCAGACAGUGCAACAAAACGAGAAGAGUUGGCAGAACAAUUAAGUUCACCAGCGCCAGCUGAAGCUGAAGGUGAAUUGUUUACAGUUUCACCUUCUGCACAUCUUCCAGUUGACGAUGGUCAGCAAGUCGUCGAACAAUUGCCAUCAACUGCAUUAGAUGAAUCUCAUAAAGAAGAAACUCUGCCAACAGAUGCUCUUACUGAAACUGUACGUCAGAUUCUAUCAACGCCUAUAUCCAUCAGAUACUUAACAGAAUCCACUAUCGAGUCUCCAACGAUAACAUCUGGAGAAAUAACGAAAGUUGUAGUUUCGUCUGUGCCAACAGCAGAUACUGUAAUACCAACCGAAGUGACAUCUACUCCUGAGCUGAAACUGGAAAAAGCGCCAGAACAAGCUGAGACAGAAAACGUAACAACUGAUUCCUUGGUUGAAACAGUUCGUUUGAUCUUAGCCACACCAUUGACAAUACAUCUUCCAUCAGCGGAUGUCAAAUCAGAAUCUGCUCUAGAACUUGUCGCUACUCCUGUGAAAGAUCAAGAAGAAAAACCAUCAGUGGAUUCUCUAGUGGAAGUUACGCGUCAAGUUAUCGAUGUACCCCAACUCACUGAACUGUCCGAAGUAUCGAAGCAGCCUGAAACUUCAUCUGCUUCUGAAAAUGAAUCACCAUCCUCAUCAGCUGAUGAUGCACGUCAUUUGCCUGAACAAAGAGAGCCAGCGGUUGUACCGAAAGUCGGUUCGGAUGAAACAUCGGAUAAAACUGAUGUAACUGACUCGUACGCCGAGUAUUACCCAACAUCGAGCUUAGUGAAUAUUGUCAAUACAAUACUAAAUCUUCCAAACCAAAUAUCUUCCGAAUCUUCUGUUCUACAUGAAGAAAAUCAAAUCAUUGCCAGUUCAAAACCUGAUUUCGACGAACAAUUCAAAACUACUGAACUUGCUAAUAUCAACGCAAUGACAACCAAAAUCGUCAACAGUCCAGCACACACACCGGAACAAUCAGAUACAACUGAAGAUGUAUCCUCACAACGCGCCAGUGCCGUUCAAUCGACAUUGAUUGACGAGAUUCAAGAUAAUGUGACAGAUUCUGAAAAACUAUCAACAUUUUUCGUUCCGCAAGAAUCUACUCUCUCAGAAAAGGACUUCCGAGAAUUAUACGAACAACGUCAUUUUAUUACAACUGGUGACGAAGAUCUAUCCACUCAAUUUGCUUCAAUUGAUCAACCAGAGCCUGAUCAAGUAGCUAUCUCCACUGACGAAAAAAAAUCUAUUCCAACUUCGCCAUUAGCCUACUAUGAAAUACAAGAACAACGUCAUACAUUGAUGUCUCCUCAAAAUUCAGUCGUCAAUGAAACCAAUGAAACAACGGCUCCAACUUUAACAACAUGGACCACUGUUCAACCACGAAUCGAAUACGAAGAAACAGAAAUCACAGAGGAAAAGCCUACUAUCAACCUGGACGAUCAAGCUUACGAACUAGCUCGACGUUUUGAUUUAGAAUCACCUGCCAUUAUAUCACACUUGCCAAUCCGAGAAUAUCGACAGGUGUUCGGCAUAUCUGAUGAUAUUGUAAACACCGUUGAUGACAUGACUCACCAUGUUGAUCACGUUCUUUCAAUGGAAUCAAAAAAUCAAGAACAAAAACAAGAACGACAACCAAUUGUAAUCGAUGAAAUCAAGAGUCUUCCAUCGGAAUCAAGUGAAAAUUCUGAAUUACCCAUUGUCGAUACACAGGUGUCUGAAAAUAUCAAAAUAAUUACUGAAGCAAUCCAUGCACUUGACUCAGAAAUAAUCGAACAAGAAGACACAGUAGCAAAACAUGAUCAACAACAGCAGCAAGAACCAAGUUCAGUAUCCAGCACUGUUGAGGGUUUGAUCAAUGAAUUAGAGGAUCUCGGACCAAGCAUUCAGUCAGCAGCUCUUAUUAAUGACAUUCGAGAAACACUUGGACAUGAAUCUACCGUUUUUCCAUCGAAAGAUGAAUUACGUGAUGAAGAUCUACUACCAAGAACAGCUAAACAAGAACCAGCUAAUGACAAAUCACUUACAGUCGAAUCAAGUUCUCAGUAUUCUAUUCUACUCGAUCAAAUCGGUGAUUUAGAGAAAUCGCUGCUUGAUUCACAACCAUCUUCAUCAACUGUUGCCGAACGAGAGGAGACAACAAUCGAAACUGAUGAUAACAAAGACGACGAGCAUCAGUUACAUCAACGCUAUGAUACUUUAAUUGAUCAUGCUAGACGACUGGAAGAUGCACUCAUCAAAAAUCUUGCUCAUACAAGUACACACACUGAUGAACAAACCGAUGAUGCUACUAGCAUCGAUAAUCUAAGUCAAACAAUGGAACAAAUUCUCGUUACACCUAUUCGCACAGUAACAGGUCCACAUGAAGAACCAGUUGCUAGUUCAGGUCUUGAACAUGCUCUCGAACAAAUACUAGCAACAACACAUUAUCCAACGUCAUAUGCAAAAUUGAGUCCGCCAACAGAUACGACUGUGCCAGUAGCUAAACAAGACGAUGUCCUCAAGAGUGAACCUCUGGAUGAAGAUAUCGUGUCAACUGACACACGCAAAGACGAGGCUACAGUAUCUGAAAUAGAAGAAAUAGUGACGACUAAAACAACGCAACCGACCACUGCUGAUGAGAAAGAAUCAGCCCUAGUCGUACUGCCAUCGGAGGAAAAUAGCUCAAUUGAAUCUGUCGAAGAGAAGCAAGCAGUUAUAUCCCUAGUACCCAAUUACUUUACUAGCAGCGAUGUAUAUCACGCAUAUAAACAACCAGUAAAUGCGGUUGUACCACAACAAGAUGAAUCAACUCUUUUGGAAAAAGCAACAACGAUCGUCAAUAACGUUAUCUCCAAUGUCGCUAGUAUUUUACCAACUGAAACUGAACAACCGAGUAUUCCCGCUGAGAGCCAAGCUAUUUCAAUUGUUACAGAUGAUGAAAAUGAUGCUGAAGGAGAAUUAUCAUCAGAAGGCUUGAUCGAAAUCAUGAAAAAUCUCUUACCCAACAGUCUUCGACCGCUUGAAUCUGAUCAGACUGCCUCUGAAGAGCCAAGUGCACCAGAUGAAGAUGAUCAAGAUAGCCUGUCGUCGUCAGUAACAGGAACGACAGUACAAAGCAUUUUCGAAGGAGAAGAUCUAACAAGAAUCAAUCAGACUACAGUAGAAGUAUCGUUAAACGAAGAACUAUCAAUUCCAGUUCCUGAAUAUUUCACUAGCAAUGACGUUUACCAUGGUUACAAACAGCCAAUAGUACGAUCUAGUGAAGAAAAACAUGCAGCAUCUCUUAAUGAAAGAGUGACAUCGAUGGUUGCCGAAAUUUUGUCGAGUGCGGUUCAUAUUUUACCUACAUUGGAAUCUUUGGAAGAGCCAAUUAUCUCAAAUAGCAACGAACCGCCAGUUGUACCAGCUACAUUGGAAGAAGCUAAUGAUCACAUUCUAAGUUUAGAACAAGAUGCGACAGAAACGCGUGCUGCUGACCAGAGAGCGCCGAUCGCAAGUUAUACACCUGGAUAUUUCAUCAGCAGUGAUGUUUAUCACGCAUACAAACAGCCGACCGAAACGAUUGUGACACAGAAAGAAGCACCGUCUACCAAUGUGUCUGAGGUAUUAUCCACAGCAGCACCUCACGAAUCAGCUUCACUUCUUACUGAAGAACAUUUGACAACUUCGGGCUUGAUGGAAAUUAUUAAGGAUCUUUUACCAACGAACUUUCAAGCAAACAAAACCGAACUCAAUCGUUCUGAAGAUCUAAGCUCAUUAACAGAAGAUGACGGAGACAGCAUGUCAUCAUCGAUGACCGGAACGACCGUAAGAACUUUAUCGGAAGAGGAUCUAACGAGAAUGACUCAGUCAUCAAUGGAUACGUCAUCGAAAGACGAAACAUUAACACCGGUACUCGAUGAUCUUGGCGGCAGCGAUAUUCACCGUCCAGCUCAGCAACUAUUCGAAUCUAGAGUUGAAACGCCAGAUUCUCUAGAGCUAAGCGAUAGAAAGACACCGAUUGAUGUCAGUGUAACAUCUAGUACACUAGACGAAAUAUCGACGUCUAUGGAUACUAGUCUCACAGAACAACAGAGUGAGCAAUCACGCGUCACAACAACUGAGUCAACACUUAUCGAAGAUCAAGAAUUACCAUCGACUUCAGAUGAUAGUGAAGCUGUUCUUCUUUUAAAACCUAUCGAAGAAAAUAGGAAUGAACCAACAUCAUCAACAGGACUUUUAGAAAUAAUGACGAGUUUUCUACCUGUAGUGAAGUCGGAAACCUCUGAAGAACAUCCAGUAGAAAGUAGUAUAUCAUCAGACAAUCAAAUAUCAGCCGAUACCGGAGAAACUGACAGUGGUAUUUUAUCAAAACUCACAUCUGCAGUUACUGAUGCCAUCACUACAGUUCAACAGAUUUUACCAGCGUCCCUUGUUCAAAAUACUGACGCCCAAGAAGAAGCAGAUAAACUUGAAUCAACAGCACAAACAUCAGAGACUGCUCCAAACGAACAACAUAGUGUAGUUGAUUAUGUGAUUGAAACGACAUCAAACAUCAAAGAAGCACUAGCUCAUAUUAUUCCUGAGGAAACACCGAUAGAAUCGCUUCAAUCGUCAGUGGAUACUGAUGAAAAAGUGAUUCCAAAAGAGAACGAGCAAUCGACGAUUCAAUACAGAAGUGAUAGUCAGGUACAAAUACAAGAGGAUUCAGAUCAAUUUGAUUCGUCCUCUGAUAUGACUUCCGUGUCAGAAGAAAUUAAACCGCAUUAUCCAUACAAAGCAAGACAACCUCAAGCACUUCAAGUUCUCAACGAUGAAUAUCCAUGGUAUGCAAGUUACUAUACCAUCGCCGAUGCAGAUGCAAAUAUGGGUCACUUGUACAAACGUUUGAGUCGUACGCUCGAACAGCUCGAGCAGCGACCUCCGCCAACAACCGUUCAAUUCGAACCCGAACCGUAUCAAAUCUUAAAAACACCAGAAUAUGAUCGACAAGCAUUGUUAGAUACUGAAGACACACGGGAAAAAGUACAUGAACUCGCUCAAAUCAGUAAGAAGAUUUCUCCGUCAAGUACCAUGCAUGAGUCGGAUGAAGAUGACGAAGUUCAAGUUAAGCAACGUCGUAAACAAAAGUCUGUGCCAGCCACGAAAGAAAAGACUUCGUCACCAUCGACCACACCUAAGAAUAAAUUGUCUCUUAGUCCUGAAAAUGAGCAAGCAGAUGAAUCGGUACCUGUUGCCCAAACAAUGAGCACCAUCAGUAGCAAGAAGAAGAACAAGAAGUCGAAGAAAGACAAAAAAGAUGCAGCCACAUCUGAAUCUCUUGUUCUAUCCAAACCUGAUGUGGACGAACCAAAACCAGAACCAACACUGUCUUCAACGAAAGUCGAACCUGUUGAGUCAGUAGAAUCGAAACAAACAACAUCCUCUGUUGCAGCUGACUCAGCUCAAAUCGAAGAACAACAGAAAAUAUCCGAUGGACGAAGUGAAGAGCAACAAGCAGAGCCAUUAUCAUUAUCGGUUCAUUUGGAUGCUGAAGAACUUAAAAUUCACGAUGAUGACAAGAACGAUUCGACAUCAUCCGAUGCUUCACAAUGGUCAACGAGUUCAUUUGUGAUGACCUCAGAUGAUCAAAUAAUCGAUAGCGAAUCACGUGAGAAACUGGCCGAUACUCAAACAGCAGCGAUAGCGUCUUCACCAAUUUAUGAAUCAACUAGAUCAGAAAUAACGACUAGUAGUUUAUCAACGCCGAAAAAGAAGAAAGUGAAGCAACAAAAACAGCAACCAUCGGAGAAAGAUAUUUCUCAGCAAUCAAAAGUUUCGACAUCUCCAGUAAUUCUUGAAGCACCCAAAGUAGUGGAAUCCAAACCAUCCGCAUCAACACCCUCAAAAAUAAUGCCAACUGUCCGUACAAAGAUCGUCACACUACCAAAAGAGGAAGGAGAAAUCGACGAUGAUGACGAAGGAUUUCAAGUUGUCUCUUAUCGUAAACGCGUAUCCUCAGUUACAGGGCCGGAAAAAGGUUCAGGAUCCUCGUCGUCAGCACCAGUAACGCCACCAGCGAAGAAACGUUUGAGUGCUGGCGCCGAUACUCGACCAAGCACAACGUCCAGUCGUCAAAGUUCGUCUAUACCGGUGCUGACAUCCAUCCUACCGAAACAGAAGAAAGAUAAGAAGGACUUGAUACCAUCGUCAUCUGUCGAUGCUGACAGUGUCUUUUCACCAAGUAUCGACACUCAGCGUUCUAAACAAGCGGAACAACUGAAAGAGAGCAGCGAUACAACAUCGCCAAAAUCACUAUUUUCUUCACUGUUGACAUCAACUAGUAGUCCUUCUAUCAGCACAGAAGACAAGUCUGAACAAAAACCAAAAGUGCAAGACACGAACUUACAAACUCAAAUUACACCAUUAUCGGUAUCAACUACCGAAACAUCUAAAGCUCAGCCGGAACCCGCUUCGCCAGCUCACACGAAACCUGCUGCGAAAGCAACAUUGCGUACCAAAGCAUCAACUUCGCCUGAAGAAGACUAUGACGAUGAUGACGAAGGAUUUCAAGUAGUUCGUCAUCGUAAACGUUUGUUAUCAGCACCAAGAUCAGCGAAAACAUUACCACCUGUGGCAACCGGUCAAUCGUCAUAUCGACAGAACCUUGGUCGUACCAUCGACCUGAAGCCAGCUGUUAUUCGUGGGCGAUAUGGAUCAGGCUCGGGAUCUGGCUCUCGUUCAGCUCCACGAUCAAAUACCAGCGGCCAAACUACAUCAGAUAAACGACAGCAGAAUAAAUCGAAACGAGAUCGACCCCAGCUGUUACCACUGACCAGUCCGCGUGCAGUAGUCUCCAGAGAACCGCAAUCUCAAUCUGUAUCAUCAAUGGAACCUAAAAAAACAGCUCAGUCAACUGUAUUACUAUCUAAUGAAGAGCAUCAACAAGCAAAUGAAACGCCGCUACAAUCAUUAAUCACUGAACAAGUGUGGAAACCAAUCGAACAGUCCCAAUGGACAGCGACAAAUAUACAGCAGCAACCAAAACCGAUCGAUAGUAACAGUGUUCUUCUUUCGACAAAGCCUACAUCAAGCGAUCAAAAUCAAUCGGAACAAAAGACUAUUUCAACUACUCCUUUGCUAAGCACAAUUGUUUCAACCCAAGUUGAAAAAACAAGCGAACAAAAACCAAAUGAACAGAAAAUUUCUAGCAAACCUGCUGCAGUACAACAGCCCACAGCGAAGGAGACUAUUGAGACUUCCAAAGCAGUAUUGGCUGAUGAUGAAGAAGAUGAAGACGGCUUCCGAGUAGUACGCUAUCGUAAACAUCCAACAUCAGCAACCACGACACCGACAUUCCCAAGAUCAUUCACCCUAACAUCCGAUCCGGAGAAAAGAGCACCUAAAAUAUCCAAAAAGCAACAUUCGCUGCCAUCGACACCUGCGUCUACGCCGACAGCUAUCAGAUCCAUGAUAUUCAAAAGAACACCACUGAAACCAAAGAACAGUGGUGAUCAACCUGGUAAAUCAAUGAAUCGCCAAGCCGGUGGCAGUCUGCCAUCAUCUACUAUCAACACCGCAGAUCUCCUGCCAUUGAUGCCAGAAAGUUACCCACGCCCAAAACCAAUUGAACCAGUUUCUUCCCCUCGCUCGACACCAGCUGCGCCAAUCGGCAUCGCUAGUACAAAAGAAAUAAAUACCAAAAAUAAAAAGGAGCCCACGCGAAAACUACUAGAUGAUACUGAUGAAAAGGUACAAUCCACAACAUCGCCAAUAGUCACAAGCGCAGAUACAAGUGAUGAACAAUCGAACAGAACGAAGAAAAAACACAACCGAACAAAGAAAGAAACGGCUGGAGCGGACUUACCUACUCCGUCCGAAGAAGCUUCUCAGCAAAUUGAGACUAUUUCAUCAGUGACAACUGCACCAGCGAUUCAUCAAUCUCAAACGACACUGACGACGAGACCACUAAUGGAAAUCGAGCCAACCAUCGAACAAUCUGAUCUAAUCAAUUCGCAAGCAAAUGCACGUCCGUUGACAUCAAUGGAUUCCAGUACAAAUGUCGAAGAUGAACAAGAUAAAAAUACGGCAGCAAAAAAAUCUACGAAAAGACGUAAGAAAAAAGUGCAUGCUGCUGACAAGCAAGAGCAAGAAGAAAGCACAGCACACGCUUCCACUACAAGUGUCACCGAUAAAGAGAGUAGUAGUACAGAAGCAACAACACCAGACAAACAGAGUUCAUUCGAAUCAUCCGUUGCUGUUCGUGCGACAUCCACUGAUGAUAAACAAGAACCAGUAUCGACUAAUGUCCUGAGUCCAGUGGAAACAUCACAAACCAUCGAGAUAACUGAACAACAAAUAGCAACUGUUUCACCGCCUUCAAUAUCGGAUAAGAUGUCAGAUAAUAUCAACAAUGAUCAAUCCGAAGUACAGAAAGAAGAUGAACGCUUACCGGCUGAAUCAGAUCUAUCAGGGACUGUGAUCGAGCAAUUGCAACAAGUACCUCUCUCAUCUUCCGAACAAACUACAGAACAACAGUUGACCACUGAUGAAGAAACUACUAUCGAGAAAUCGACUACUAUACCUACAAAGAAUGAUACAGAAACGGAAACAGAACAAUCAACAAAAUUAAUUGAAAGCAGUGGAACUGGUGAUGAAAUACAUUUAGAUGCUUAUCGUGAUCAAACCGGCCGCCUUCGUCGAAAGAAGCCACGAAAGCAUGUCCGCAGUAGUAGUAGUAAACAAGAAGAAGUUCUUUCUACUCCUCAAUUGCCGCCAUCUGAAGAGCCUACACUUGAUCCAAAAGUUAUCAGUGAACAUUGGGCUGAUGUGCUGGCAACGCCCAUCUCGUCUGUUGAUGAUGGACUAAAGCUAACAUCUGAAUCAAUCGAAGGCGAUCAACAGUAUGUGAAUGAAGAUUUGCGUAAAGAAAGUAGCAAACUAGACUCGUUCUUACCCGAAUACAUUCGUCAACAAAUCAGAUCAGGUUCAUCACCUCGGUCAUCAUCAUUUACCGAACAUCGUUCUAAAUCAUCCUCUGUAGAACCAAGAACAACGAGCACUAUUCAAUCAAGCAUAACCGAACGCAUUUUACAACAAGGAUCAUCUAAUCAAUCGACCAGCGCUGAUACAUCUGAAAACGAAGGUCAAAAGCAAAUACAUAGGUCUUUCAUUGACAAAUCUUAUUCAGUCGAUGAAUCACAAUUGAUGUCAUCGAUGAAUUUGACAGAAAGUAAUACAUCAUUGAAUUCAUCAUCUUCGUCACCAUCUGACUCGAUUCGAAAGAAAAAACAACGGCCGAAAAUGUUGAAGAAAGAUGUCGAAGCCAAGACACUACUAACGCAUGAAUUCGAUGAUAGUCCACUUAAUACCACAGAGAUUCGACAAACUUUACCGGUGACACAGCUCGACGAUGACGAAAAUAAACAUCAAUCGUUUCUAACCUCAGUACGUGAUCAAUUUGAUUCUGUUGUCUCGGCAAUUUCCAACACGUACAGUACUGCUCUAUCCUCAGCAAAAGAAACAUCAGCCGAUGGAGAGCAAGGAGCCAUCCUUAGCAACGAGCAAGUACCAUCGAUUUCAGAUUCAAGCAAUAUUUCACCAAAACCAUCUUCUGAAACAACAAUAUUGCCAGCAACAACAAAGAAAUCUUCUACACGCUCACCACGAAAACGAUCCAAACGCGACAGUGGUCCUGAUUAUGAAAAUCUAACUCUACAAUCAUCUAUCGAUUCCGAUCAUUCGGUAUCAAGUGUGAAAGCUAUUUCAACGUCUAGUGACAAAGAUCAGCCAGAUUCGAUUCGAAUCGAAAGUCAAAAACAACAUUCACGACAACGCACAUCAUCCGGCAGACAUAUUUCCAAUACGGAAGAUGACAAUGAACAGCAAGCUGUCCUAGCCGAUGAUGAAGAAGAGAAGCAACCUGUCUAUAGAUCACGGAAAUCGUCGACAAGAACAUCAGAAAACCGUACGGAAUCUGAGUCUUUACAAUCCUCUACUCAUGCUAUAACAGAUGUUACUAACACAGAAAAGUUGGCAGCAGAUGAACAAUCAACGACAACAACGAAUGAGCAACUACGUGUUGUACAAGGUUUCCACUCGUAUACACCAAAUAAAUAUCAAUACAAUCAGUAUGAAGAAGGAUCGGCCGUUCCAAAUGAACAAUUGAAACCUUCAGCAGCUGAAACUGAAAGUGAAGAUACCGUUCUUUCACGUGGCUUCGGUCGUUGGCUACAGCAAAGUAAUGAAAUCAAAACAGCAAGUCCGUCAGCAUCUGAAAAACAAGAGUCACCCAUCCUAGGCAGUGGAUUAACACGUGCUAUGCAAAGUCUCAUCAUACAGCCAGUUGAAAGUGAUCUUGACGACGAUGAAGAAGAAGACGAUUCAUGGAAUGGACCACGAGCAAAGAAACCAACAUACACAACUGGUGUUCGAAUCGAAAAACGCAUUCACUCAGUAAGUGGUUACAAUAUCAAUCAUCCACGCUCGGCUACGUUACCACCAGCAUGGUUAAUGUCUUCAUCGAAUGAUAAUACGUUUCACGACGAUCAAUCAAAAUUUGAUCCGGACGAGGAAGACGAUUCACUAGAUGACACAUCUGACAAGCCAACAACAUCGAAAACAAUUGAAACACAAUUCUCAACGCAAGAUGAACGAAAAACACAAUUGAAUAAUUCAGCUGAUCUAUCUUUUCAACCGGUCAUAAACAGUCUAUCACCUUCAUCAUCAUCAUCAUCACCACUAUCAUCAGCAGCAGCUAAAUGGAAUGAACCAACAAUACGUUCUGAUGAUACCAGUCAACAACAAACCAGCUUCACCGAUGAUGAUGUACAACGUUGUUUAGGUGAAGAUUUCUAUCGAGAAUCUCUAGCUGUAAAUACGCUUCAGAAUGAACGACGAUUAAUCAACGUUCUCGAAGAUCUUGUCGUCAAACCAACCGAAGUGCUAGAAGAUAUCGAUGAUGAAGAGAACAACAGCGCAGAUGACAACAAUAACAGCAAUAUUCAACAAAAUCGAAAUAAUAAUAACAAUAAUAAUAACAAUCGUCCAACUCAUUUCGAUGAAUGGGCACAUUUUCUCGAACGUCAAACUAGUCCAAAUAUGUUUCUACCAUCUGCAUCAGCUUCGUCACAAGCCAUGCAAGAUCUUUCAUCAGCACAAGAGAGUUCCUAUGCUCGCGUAUUAGACGAUGAUACACUUGUCUCAGAUAAAGAUCGAACAAGCAUCAUGGAACACGUUCAAUACUCAUUCGAAAACGAUCAACAACGCUACGGCGAUUUCUCACCUAUCAGCGAAAUAUCCAAUGUACCACCACCAACUAUCGAUCAUACAGUAUCGUCAACAGUCGAACAAGAACAAGAACUUUUAUCACAACAAAAACCUUCGGAAACCUUUCUCCGAUGGCGUAGUCAAGUAAGUCAACAACCUGAUGUACUUCAUUCAAAUUCAUCAAAUCUAACUUCAAUGGAUGCUACCAAUGACGAUGAAAUAUUUAUCUCUCACUCAGACCAUGGUCUUAGUCGGCGAUCGAUCAACAUAUUGAUUCUCUAUUGA
Adineta ricciae is the source of this 20538-nucleotide messenger RNA. Lineage: Eukaryota; Metazoa; Rotifera; Eurotatoria; Adinetida; Adinetidae. The record is from the annotation of a GenBank genome assembly.